Molecule: messenger RNA, 938 nt
Organism: Emiliania huxleyi CCMP1516
Lineage: Eukaryota; Haptophyta; Isochrysidales; Noelaerhabdaceae
Exons: 5
Coding region: 4-516 (170 amino acids)
Source: RefSeq, a predicted model, not a curated record
GCCAUGCAGGUCAUGCAGGCGGGGCCGAUGACGCCCGCAAGGGCGAUGGUCUACGAGAGCCAGCAGCGGGCAUACUGGAACCCGAUGACAAGCGAGGCUGAGCUCUACGGUGGCUUCGGCGGGUACGGGCCCUGGCGCGGCGGGUACGGAUACGGCGGAGGCGGGUACGGAUACGGCGGCUGGGGCUACGGCGGCGGGUACCCGUACGGCGGAUGGGGCGGGUAUGGCAUGUACGGGAUGGGCGGAUACGGCGGCUACAUGGGCUACCGCCGCGGGUCGGGGUACAUGCCGUACGGCGGGUGGGGGUAUGGCGGCGGGUACGGCGGGUACGGCGGAUACGGAGGAGGGUGGGGCUAUGGCGGGUACGGCCGCGGCAUGAUGGGCCGGCAGAACGCGUAUUGGCGCGGCAUGGGCGGCUACGGCGGCUACGGCGGCUACGGCGGCUACGGCGGCUACGGCGGCUACGGCGGCUACGGCGGCUACGGCGGCUACGGCGGCUGGGGCUACGGCUGGUGAGCCUUGCGCCGGUUUGCCUGGCCGAGUCGGGCGCUGCUGCCUCCGGCGCUGGUGCGGGCGGUGGCUGUGCGUGCGGACGCCGGGCGAAAUCCGUGGUUUGCUUCCUGUUGGAUGCCGCGGCGAUGGAUGGCGAAGCUGCACACUUUAGAUGAUGAUCCCUGGCCUCACUCCCCGGGGGCGAACGGCCGCCCAAGGACCAUGGGGUGAGGGGCAGGGAAGGUGCGUGUGGGUGAGGUGCGGCCGAUCAUCGGCCACGUUGCUGGCGCACAGACGCCAAACACGAAGUAGACUAGGAGAGAGAGACGCACAGUGCGCUGUGUCGUGUGAGCGGGUGCGAGGGAGCGGGGCGAGAGGGUAGGCGCCGAGUCUAAGUGUAGUGUACAUCAGUCAUCGCUUUUGCAACCAGAGAUGCAGUGUAACUC